AUGGGCUACACCUCGAUACUCACCGCCUUCGUCGCCAUCUUUCUCCUGGCAGAUCGUGCUCUCGCCGAGGACAAUCCGUCUUCACUUCUCUGGUACUCUGCUCCAGCAUCUGGCUUUAACUCAGCAUUGCCUAUCGGAAAUGGCCGCAUUGGAGCGAUGAUAUAUGGCCGCAUCGACCAGGAGAUCGUCAACAUGAACGAAGAUUCGAUUUGGAGCGGCGGAUUCACGAACCGAAUCAACCCCAAUGCCAAAGCUGCAUUCCCUCGAAUUAGGUCGAAGAUGGACGUGGGGGACCUAACAGCAGCAGGGGACGACUGGUUGCAGAAUAUGACGGGAGUUCCUACAUCGCCGAGGAGGUAUCAGGCUGCUUGCAAUCUUACCAUCGAGGUCGGCCAUGGAUCAGUCCAGGACUACAACCGGACUCUGGAUGUCAGCACCGGAUUGCAGUACGUAAAGUACACCUACAACAACAUGAGCUUCGAACGAAGGGCGGUUGCGAGUACACCAGCAAAUGUUGUUGCUUUCCACUACAAUGGAAGCCAGCCUGGAGCCAUCAAUUUGACUGUAGCCCUGCAAAGGAGCCAAGGCAAUGUUUCUACUACCUAUGACAAUGGUCUGAUACUACUUCGUGGUGCCGGUACAGAUGACAAUAUGUACACCUUCACAGCUGGAGCCAGGGUUGUAAAUACUGGAGGCACGUUGACGACCAACGCCGAUUCCAUUUCCAUUGUAAAUGCAGACUCGAUCGUGAUCUACUGGGAUGCAGAGACCAUUUACCGGUAUCCAAAUCAAGCAUCUUAUGAGUCGGCCCUCAAGGAUCGACUCAAUAGUGCAGCAGACCAGGGGUUCGAUGAGAUAUAUCAGCAAGCAGUGCAAGACUUUCAAGGCUUCUACUCCAGAGCAACCUUUUCUGUGGGCAGUUCAGGCGAGGCAGUAGGAGUUGAGACCUACAAACGUUUGCAAAAUCUCGCUGCAAGCCAGAACAUCGAUAGCGAUUCCGAACUCCUAACCCUUAUGUAUAACUACGGCCGGUAUCUCCUGAUAUCAUCGGCUCGCCCCGGCACGCUUUCACCAAAUCUUCAAGGCAUCUGGAAUAAGGACUUCGAUCCUCCCUUCGGCUCUAAAUAUACAAUCGACAUCAAUCUUGAAAUGAACUCCUGGCUUGCGGAUAUCAAUGGCCUCUCCGAAUCGCUCACGCCUCUCUGGGACCUCCUAGGCCUGAUGCGACAACGUGGACAACAAGUAGCAAGCGACAUGUACAGCGCUUCUGGAUCUGUGUGCCAUCACAACACAGAUCUAUGGGGUGACUGUGCGCCGGUGGAUUCUGGCACUCAGUGGACGAUCUGGCCGAUGGGCAAUGCAUGGCUGAUGACGCAUGUGAUUGAGCACUACCGCUUUACUAGGAAUGCUACCUUCGUUACUGAGGUGGCGGGUCCGCUCUUCAACGAUGCUGUCGCCUUCUACGAAGACUUCUGCGUGUUGAAAGACGGGUAUAGGACGAACUAUCCUUCGAACUCGCCCGAGAAUUCUUACUUCAUCCCCUCAAAUGAUAGCGUUGCUGGGCAGCAGACUGGCAUCGAUACUACCACGCAGAUGGACCGAGCCCUGCUUUGGGACCUCUUCACCGGCUUCAUCGAGCUGAGCAAUGCGGUCGGCUCUUCGAAUGGAGUCGAAGAUGCUCAGACGUUUCUUUCGCAGCUCCAAGAACCAAUAAUCAGCCCAACUACUGGAAGACUCCUCGAAUGGUCUCAGGACUUCAACGAGACUGAGCCAGGUCAUCGCCACUUCUCCCCUCUUUUCGGCCUCCACCCAGGCCACCAGUAUUCGCCGUUGGACAACGACACUUCCAUCUUCAACGCCGCGAACAAGCUUCUUCAGCACCGAAUAGAUAGUGGUGGCGGCUCCGAAGGGUGGUCACGGAUAUGGUCCUCUGCACUCUUCGCCCGGGCAUUCAACGGCGAUGCCGCUGUCACAAGCGCAGAAGUGCUUUUGACCACAUAUACCUAUUCGAACCUGCUCAGCCAUACGAGUAACACAUUUCAGAUCGACGCCAACUUCGGCAUUGUGGCUGCCCUGAACGAGAUGUUUCUGCAGAGUCACACAGAUGGCAUCGUGCACAUCGGUCCAGCCUUGCCGACGACCAGGCUGGCGAACGGGAGCUACACGGGCUGGAAGAGCAGAGGUGGAUUUACUGUCAGUGCGCAGUGGCAAGAUCAUCAUAUCACAGGGGCGACGAUCUCUGCGUCUGUGGAUGGGCCUUUGAAGGUUCGAAUUGAGGGUGGGAGAGCGUUUAGGGUGGAUGGGCAGUCCUAUGGUGGCGCGAUUCAGGCAACGGCUGGCAGCACUUACGUCGUUACCUUUUGA
Molecule: messenger RNA, 2364 nt
Organism: Zasmidium cellare ATCC 36951
Lineage: Eukaryota; Fungi; Ascomycota; Dothideomycetes; Mycosphaerellales; Mycosphaerellaceae
Product: glycoside hydrolase family 95 protein
Exons: 4
Coding region: 1-2364 (787 amino acids)
Biological process (GO): carbohydrate metabolic process
Molecular function (GO): alpha-L-fucosidase activity
Source: RefSeq, a predicted model, not a curated record